AUGUUGUUUUUCGUGCUCCGGAAGCCUAAGCAAAGAGCGCUGAAAAAACUGAAGCAGUUCAAAUUCGUUGCUGAGAACUGCCGACGAUCAGUCGAGGGUAAAAAACCUCUUCUAGAUAAAAAAAAGGAAUUCUGGAAAAUGUGUGGUCGGUUCUUCCCACCGUUCUACCCAAGCCCGAAGCCAGCGCCACGGAAUACCUAUGAACGAAUGUAUACGCACGGCACUCGGGAAAACGAUCUGCUGCGUAUUGUGCUCAGCUUCCUGAUUUGCGAAAUCGUUGGCAUACUUUUUUUCGUUUCCAUUGCUCUCAAAUAUGCUGCUUUUCCCAGUCGGUAUCGCUUCUGUUCAGUAAGACUCAAGCUGGGAGUCUACGUGAGUAUUAUUGCCCAGUGCGUACUCGGCAUCAUGAUACCAUUCCCAGCACUGCGUGCUGUUAUCCUUGUUGCUGUGACAAAACUUCUCACCAGCCGGCUCCGCUCCAUAAUUCUCAUGUUCAUCAUCUCCUGGUCCUUCCAGGUUCCCGCAAUGAAUACCACACGAAACUUGCAAAUGCUUGCCGAAUCAGUUUCAUGCGUCCGCGACUCGGCCAUUGAUGUAAGCAACAGUCUAGUAGAUGAGGCAAAUAUGCAAAGCAACAAGUUCUCAGCAGCCGGAGUGCGGGAGCAAGCUCGUUUCUUCACGCAGCAACUCAUCAAUUUCCGAGACACCAUACGCAGGCUUCAAAGCACUGUAGCCAGAUAUGCCAGACAAGCGAAGGACUAUCUCGUGCAACUGAUCUCUGUCAAAAAGUACUGCCAGCGUUUCUUCAUCGGCCCAUACUAUUUUGUUAGUUUUGAUUUAUCCCGAUUUUUGGCACAUGCACGAGAUUGCACUUUGCGUUUUCGCACAAGACAGCAACCGCAUAAAAGUUGA
Molecule: messenger RNA, 912 nt
Organism: Gongylonema pulchrum
Lineage: Eukaryota; Metazoa; Nematoda; Chromadorea; Rhabditida; Gongylonematidae
Source: the annotation of a GenBank genome assembly